Sorex fumeus (smoky shrew) is the source of this 3435-nucleotide messenger RNA. RefSeq names its product RAD51 associated protein 2 (gene RAD51AP2). The record is from RefSeq and is a predicted model, not a curated record. NCBI's taxonomy places the organism in Eukaryota, Metazoa, Chordata, Mammalia, Eulipotyphla, Soricidae. The coding region runs from base 1 to 3435 and encodes 1144 amino acids. The transcript is spliced from 3 exons.
AUGUCGCUCUCGAACCCCAGCUCGUGGGUGGCGGCGGAGCUUCGGAAACACGCUUCUCCUUUAUCGCCCCCCGCGGGCCCUGUUUUCCAACCUCCUAGGAAGCGGCUCCGUCUGGAGGAGCCGGGGGCCGUCCCUGAGGCGGGCUGGAGGCUGCCUUUGGUGCCUCGGUUGUCUGAGGUGGAAAAAGCCUGGGAGUUGACACCCUGUCGACCCCUCACCGAGCUUUUCCUCUCGGCCGACGUGCUGUUUGGUAACGCCACUGAAUCAAGUGGGGGGACCUCAGUCGCUGGGGCGCCCAGAUGUGAGGUGGGCAGGCGCGAGAGCCGACGCCAGGGGAGCCCUCGUUGGCGGUCCCUCCCUACGCGGGGUUUCGGUCCUGUCAGAGCUUCCAGAAGGUUUUCUGAGGCAGGAGACGAGUUCCGCGCGCCAAGCAGUGUUAGAUCCGAAGCGGGAGGUCGCCAGCCUCUGCCCAACGCUCCCCUCACACGCGCGCUGCUUGAAGUCAAAGGCGGAAAAGGAUCUGCCGCCCAGGAGAGAGACACUAGUCAGAAAGUCCGUCGGUGUCUGAAGCGGACCCCCAGUCCACUUUUAGAUGUUCCCUUUUGUAAGAAAACUCAGGCAGAAUCUCGCGAAAUUCGGAACAGGUGUCAAGCUGGCAGGGUUACGCCAUCAAAUAAUGAAAAUAACACUUCAGUAUUUCCACUAAAAAUAGCGAAACGGCCAAAUCUGCCCAGCGUGGAAAUUGCCAAACCCGGCUAUUUUGGAGAUAGCAGUCCAAUAAGUAUUAUCCCCGAGUUUCCAACGGAUUUAAAUAGCAGAAUGUCCUCUGUCUAUUUAGAGGAAAUGGCAAGGAAAAAGAAUGACAUAAAUGAGGCAUAUGUUAGGGGUUUCACAAACAUUUACUGGUCCCAAAAUAGACCUGAUGCUAAGCAAAAGUUACAGGAUGAUAACAAAAGUGUGGCUGCAGAAAAUAUUUUCCCCAAAUGUUAUGAAAGUAACCCCCAGUCACUCAGCAACCAAAACACUUGUGUGAGAAAAAAAGACUUGAUCAGUUUAAACUACUACAACCAAAGCAGAUUCAAUUCUGAUACAAGACACCCCGGGAAGAAAGUCACUAUAAUACUCGAAAAUGAAAAUUGGGAAGAAUUAGUAACCUAUCUAGACUGUUACAUGUUUACCACUAUGUUAAAAAACUUUCAAACACUAGAGACUGGGGAUUAUAACACUAGAUCCAUUUUCAUAAAAAACAGAGAAAAUUGUAUCAUGAAUAAUUAUGGGGCAAAAUACCAAAAUAUGAAAAAAACUGGAGAAAACUUUGGUUUUCUGCAGUUAUUAGAAGUAGAUCCUUUAAGUACAGAUUAUUACAAUGUAAAAGUCGUGAAAACUUAUGAAGAACAACCAAAAUCUCUCAUGAUUGGAAUGCAGAGUAGCCAAAAAACUUUAAUACUUUAUUUUUGGUUAAAUGGCAAAGAAGAAAAUGAUAAUAUGGUGCAGUUAAGAUAUAAUACUACUCAAAAAGACUUUUAUUUGAGUAGCAUUUUUGAAAGUUUUAUCACGGAAAUUUUUUGUUUUUAUAAAAGCAUUUUAGGAAUUCAAAAUAAUAAUAACAUUUUAACUUGGUAUGAAUUUUUGACAUGUAAAAAGCAAGUUGGUGUUCAAAAUUUGGUAACUAGAAAUAUGAAUGUAAAUAGAAGGCACAGUAUUUUUGAGUUAUGUUUACAAACCAAUGUUUCAGAACGUCUAAAGUUCAUAUUGAAAACGAACAUAGAUUCUUUGCUCAAUAAUACUGACAUUUCAACAGUUGCUGAAAGUGAUUCUAAAUUAGGACAGGCAUACAUUUCCAAAUGGAUAGUGCAUUUAAACUAUCCAAAAAAUGUAGUGGAAAGUCAUACUAUAUAUCUAGAAAGAAUUUUAAUGUUUUCAAAACUCUUAGAAGAUACCUUAAAACCUAUGUUAGAAAAAAGAAAGCUGUUUAAAAGUGAAAAUGUUUUUGAAAAGUCUAACGAUAAAAAGUUUGAUUCCUCCAGUAUGACAACUGAAAUUAUACAUUUUCCAGUUUUUGAAACAUAUAAAAAAUUUCCUCUCUUAAUGAACUUCAAUGACAACAUGAAUGGAAUGUGUUUGACAAAAGAAAUAGCUUAUAACAAUAACAGUUGUCCUGAACAACUCAUGUUUUUGGGAAAUGGACCUCACUGUAUUACCAAUGCAGUUAAAACAUAUGUUCAGUUUGAUUCUCAAUCAAUACAGCAUGUUAAUGAAAAUUGUUAUGAAAUAAAUAUGUACAGUCAAGAUUUAGCUAUUGAAAGAAAACAUGAAUCUAAUAAGAUGAGUAGCUUUACUUUUAAAUGCAUGUCUGAUGAUAACUUCAAUAUUAGGCAACAGGCUAUACCAAAAGAUCAGGACAUAAAUUUUAGAGAAGAAAUCAAUUUGACCCCCAUAACACAAAUAGUACAUUUUGGGAACUUACUAAGUGAAAAUGAAGGGAAAGAAUAUAACUUAAUUUUGAAGGAGGAAGAAAAAGUCACAGCACUUCUUGUUCAACAAGAUAGUAAGAUAGGAAAGGAAGAGAAAAAUGCUUCUUCUUCAAUGAGUGGCAUGUUUCCUGUGCAAUCAGUUUUGUUAAUGAAUAAAAAAGUAUGCAAGGAAGAAACUAAUAGAUACAUUGAUCAGAAUAAUGUAACUGAUGAUAAUGAAUAUGAAAGCAUUUUGCAAGAAAGUGAGUUAGCAAAUCCAAAGCACUUUUAUCCAAAGAAUGACUCUACAGAAAGUGAGAAUUAUCAAUUUGAUUUGAAUGUAGCAAACAAAGAAUGUUUUCAGGACUUAACUGCCAAGUGUUUAUCAACAGAAGCUCUGACAAUAGUCAAAGAUUUUGAGAUGAAAAGUAAAUUUGAUUUAGUACUUGAAGAACUUCGUAUGUUUCAUGAAAUUAGUAAGGAAAAUGAAAUUCUAAACACUGCAGAAACAAACAAUGGGCAAGAAAAUUACUCUGGAGAAAAUAAUAACAUUGAGGAGGUGAAAAUGAAGAUAAAAGAAGAUUUGAAAAUGGGUACUGUCAACAAAAUAUGUACAUCUUCUUUCCACUGUGAUAAUAGAGUAGCUUCUUCUCUGCACAAAAGACAUCAAAGUUUAUUUAAAUGGAAAGUAGUACCUGAAAAAGGAGAACAGGAAGUUCCUGAAGAAUAUUACAGUCCAAGGACAUCAGAGCAAGAAUUAUUCUAUCCCACUGAGGAAGUUGGUGCAAACUCUUCAGCAAAAAGACCUGCUUUGGUUUCUAAUGAACUUAAUGAAGAAAAAUUUCAUCAUUCAUUCAAAGGAGGUAGUAGUUUCUCAAACGGAAUUUCCAGAGUGUUGCCUCUUAAGACAUGCAGUCGACCAAUCAGAAUUGGUUUGUCAAGAAAAGCCAAGCUUAAACAACUUCAUCCUUAUUUGAAAUAA